AUGAACGCAGACCUGGGCCUCAACAUCUUCCAGGUGGUACAGAAUGAACUUCUGUCGCGCGAGGGCAGUCGCUCCACGCUCGGCCUGGGCUUUCGCCUCGCCGUGCUCGAGGAGAGACUGAAGAACCACGAAUCCAAAUCCAAGAACUCGCUCGUGUGGCGGCCGCACCAUGCCGUAGCACCCAUCUCCUCCCUGACGCCCGAAUCGAAGCGCCUCGUCGACGCCGAACGGAGACGUCUCCUGAGCAGGAAAGGCGCCAGAGCCAUCGACGACAAGGACCCGACCAUGCUCCCCCGCCACGAGGAGUCGUGGGAGGUACACCCUGAUUUCCCGAGGACCGUCUUGGAAUUCAAGCAACUCCAGUUCCACCCUGACAGGGUCCGAAGCCUGCUCGAGUUUUACUACGUCAAGGUCUACAGGCCCGACGACAUGAGGCCUGUGGUGACAGAUCGUCACGACCACUCGGCCGACGUCAGGUACAAUCUGGAAACCUGCCUCGAGGAACUCGCCAUGACAUGGGGACUGAACUGGCUUCGGAUCGGUGGUCUAGCACUGCCUGGCCCGUCAGGACCUAUUAGCGGUCGCGUACCGUGA
Exophiala spinifera is the source of this 594-nucleotide messenger RNA. RefSeq lists its product as uncharacterized. Lineage: Eukaryota; Fungi; Ascomycota; Eurotiomycetes; Chaetothyriales; Herpotrichiellaceae. The record is from RefSeq and is a predicted model, not a curated record. The transcript is spliced from 2 exons. The coding region runs from base 1 to 594 and encodes 197 amino acids.